Nicotiana tabacum (common tobacco) is the source of this 1240-nucleotide messenger RNA. Lineage: Eukaryota; Viridiplantae; Streptophyta; Magnoliopsida; Solanales; Solanaceae. The record is from RefSeq and is a predicted model, not a curated record.
AUGGUAAAUCAAGUUAUCAUAGGAGCUCUCUUCCAGGAAGGAACUUCACAAGUUAGACCACCAUACUUCAAUGGACAAUAUUUCUCUCACUGGAAAGUGCAUAUGGAGAUCUAUGCCAAGACAUAUGAUGUUAAAGUUUGGAGAGUCAUCAAAAAGGGGAACUAUUCCCUGCCAGCUGCUACUCCACCACUUGCUGAUCCUGAAGAUAUAGAUUUGUAUACAAAAGAGCAAAUGGAGGUGGUACAAGUUAACAAUAAAGCAAGAAACCUUCUUUAUAAUGCCAUAAGUGGUGAAGAGUAUGAGAAAAUUUCUAGCUGUGGCACAACCAAAGAAAUGUGGGACAAGCUUGAUAUUACAUACGAAGGAACCAGCAAAGCAAAAGAAACACAUAUCAACAUGUUGGUUCAUGAUUACGAACUCUUUUCAAUGAAAGAAGGAGAGUCUAUUGAAGAGAUAUUUGCUAGAUUCCGCAAAAUAAUUAGCGAUCUAAAAGUGUUUAGAAAACUUUAUACGAGAGAACUCAGAGACUUUGAAAAGACACAUCUCAAGAAGACUAGUCAAGAAGAAAAAAGGAAAAUAGUCGCAUUCAAGGCCUCAACUGAAAUAGCUGAAACUGAAAUUGAUGAUGAUCCUGAAGCUCUACAAGAAGAGAUUGCUAUGCUAUCAAGAAACAUGGAUGGCUCAAUGAGAAGAUUCAGGAAUACGAGGAAAGGAAGAAUUCCACCUAGAGGUUUUAACAAGAACAAAUCCUUUGGAAGUUGGAGCGAUGAAGAUAGUUCAGAACACGAAGAGAUAGCAAAUCUUUGCUUCAUGACGAUUCUGGAAAAUGAGAUGAACAAAUCUUCAGGAUGCUGGACGGAUGAGGACACUUCAGAUGACAAAUACAAUGAUGAUAAUGAGAACUAUUUCAUGACACGAGGUGAAACAAUUGAGGAACACCACAGAAUAAGCCGCAAAGGAAAAUGGUACUUAGACAGUGCGUGUUCCAGUCACAUAACAUGUGAUAAAAAUCAGUUCAAAGAAGUUACAAAAAUUGAUGGAGGAAGCGUUAAGUUUGGGGAUAACUCAAGGGGAAAGAUAAUUGGUACUGGAACAAUUGCCUUUAAUAACAACUGUGACAUCACUGAAGUUUAUCUCGUUGAUGGACUCAACUACAAUCUCCUAAGCAUAAGUCAAUUAUACGACUCAGGAUAUGAGGUAAAUUUGAAGAAAACAGGCUGUGCUAUUGAAGAUGAGACAG